UCUUGGCUUCAGGGAAUCACAUCCACCUUUCAAUACCUUGACAUACUGCAGUAGGAGGAUCUAAGAGAAAAAGUCCUGACAGAAGAUUUUUGGAGACUUAGCUGCAACUAUCUGUUAGUGGCCGACUUUUAGAGUGAAAUGCUUCUGUACUUAAACAUCCUGGUGCUGAUCCUCCUACAGCCAGCUCUAUCAACCCCGAGACCACAAACCACACGGUCCAGAGGAUGUCCCACCUGUAAAUCAAAUCCCACACCAAGUCUUGAAUCUGCAGACUCAAACUCCACUGCUCUGGAUGCUGGAGAACCAUGUGGGGUCUACACCAGGACCUGUGCCAAUGGUCUACGCUGUGCGCCUCAAGAGGACGAGCUGAGGCCACUCCGAGCCCUGCUAGAAGGCAGGGGAGUCUGCAGCAACACCAGCAGCAUCAGCCCGACUGAGAGGAUCCAGACAGACACAGCACCUACUGAGGAUCCAAAUGAGGCUCCGUGUCGUAAACUUCUAACUACACUUAUCAACGGUCUUAAUGCCCAUUUGUUUGACCCACUACAUGACAUCUACAUGCCCAACUGUGACAAGCGAGGUUUCUUCAGAAAGAAGCAGUGCUGGUCCUCUCGAGGGAAGAAACGUGGUAAGUGCUGGUGUGUGAAUCAGAAUGGCAUGCCAGUCUCAACCACCAAGCACAAGGGCCAUCUGAGCUGUUAGAAAAGUUUGGAGCCUGGACCGAAGCGGAGGAAGCUUUGUGACCAACAUGAGAUAAAGAUGAAGGAACAACACACAGAGUCUCGAGGGGCUCAGCCCGGUCUUUUACAUUUCAUUCUCCAGAAGCCAAAAACUCUCCACCAAUAAGACGCUGCAUCAUGAGUAAUGUUAUCUCCUUGCGCCCUCUACUGAACAUUUCAGGACCAUAGUAUUUAGACGUUUAUUUUACAUUCACUUUUGUUGUUCAUCUUAUAGUUUCAGCAUUUCAUCUCUUUGAAAACAAAUAUUUCAUAUCAUCAGCCAGGUAUCAGGAGACGGUUUGGAUCAAUGUAUGUACCAAAAAGACUUUUCUCAGUAUUUUUUUCAACCACUGUAAUUGUUUUACUAUAAUGGCUGUACAUAAUCUCUGUUCAUCCUAUUUAUGCUACUUCUAUAAUGUAUUACUGUAUAUUUAUGCUAAUAUUCAUUUUAAUAAAUAACUUAUCAUUUUUUACUGAUGAGAACAGGUAGUCCUACGAGGUAUUUUUCAAUUAGUUUGUAAUGCAGAAUCAAAUGGGGGCUUUAGUUUUAUGAUUUUCUUUUUGGGGAGUUUCAUUCAGAAAUUUUGCCUUCCAAAAUUAAAUAUUAAGAUAAAGACUGGCACUGAUUGUUAAU
Molecule: messenger RNA, 1353 nt
Organism: Labrus bergylta (ballan wrasse)
Lineage: Eukaryota; Metazoa; Chordata; Actinopteri; Labriformes; Labridae
Product: insulin-like growth factor-binding protein 6
Biological process (GO): regulation of insulin-like growth factor receptor signaling pathway
Cellular component (GO): extracellular region
Molecular function (GO): insulin-like growth factor I binding; insulin-like growth factor II binding
Source: RefSeq, a predicted model, not a curated record